Molecule: messenger RNA, 1607 nt
Organism: Dermacentor silvarum
Lineage: Eukaryota; Metazoa; Arthropoda; Arachnida; Ixodida; Ixodidae
Product: saccharopine dehydrogenase-like oxidoreductase
Exons: 14
Coding region: 379-1428 (349 amino acids)
Biological process (GO): glycolipid biosynthetic process
Cellular component (GO): plasma membrane; mitochondrion; lipid droplet
Source: RefSeq, a predicted model, not a curated record
UGUGCGUGCGGCGUAUGGCGUGCGGCUUGCGUGAUGAGUUUGCUGCGUUUUCUGUGCCCUUUGCUUGCCUCGCUGUGGCAUCUUUGGUAUAUUCCAACUUGUUGCUCGCUCUUUAUGGGCUACUCAUUGCCUCGAAGAUCACCAUGAUCGCCUCCGACUCAGCGACAUCGAAGAAUAAAAAUGAGCCUGGAGACGCCACAGCCGGGAUGCGAAAGGCUUUACCUGUCACAAGUUUCGUGGGACAAACAUGGCCUACAUUAAGAACACUGGCCUCAAUUCUUGCAAGGGACCUGAAGAAGCCAGAAGAGCCCAAAGGAUGCCCUGGACAGUGUGCCCAUCAUCGUGGCUGACGUGGCAGACGAGGCCUCCCUGGUGUCCAUGGCACAGCGAACACGCCUCGUGCUUAACACGGUUGGGCCGUACCGCUUCUUUGGACGUCCGGUCGUAAAGGCGUGCGUCGACAGCAGCACACAUCACAUUGACAUCAGUGCAGAACCACAGUACAUGGAGCAGAUGCAGCUUGAGUUUUACGAAGAGGCUCGAAAAAAGGGAAUCAUGAUCCUGAACGCAUGCGGAUUUGCCAGCAUUCCUGCCGAAACGUGCCUUUCCUACAUGCGAAAGCACUUCCAAGGUGACCUGGAAGAGGUUGAGUCCUACCUGCUGAUAAAGCAAGGCUCUCUGGGCAUGAAAGUAAACUUUGGCACAUGGAAGAGCAUCAUCCAUAUGCUGGCGCACGCAUCAGAGCUCGCAGACUUACGGCGGCAGAAUCGUGAGAAGCUCUUCACCAAGCCGCUUCCGCAGCGCCUCUCACGCUUGACUCGAAGGUAUGCCUUGUUCUGGACUGAUGUGGCUAAAAGCUGGUGCGUGCCGUACAUGGGCUGUGACCGGUCCGUGAUGCUUCGCAGCGAGAUGUUUCGACACCAGCUGUGUGGCUUGAAGCCGGUGCAAAUUCAGACGUAUUUUCGGGUUCCUGACUUCAUCCAUGGUGUUGGACUUGCCUUCCUGGCGCUCUUCUUUCUCCUCUUCAGCUGGUUCAGCUCUGGCCGCUGGCUGCUCGAGCGGUUUCCUGGAAUCUUUUCUGCUGGCACGGUGAAUCGAGGCGGACCUACAAAGGAGCAGGCGUUGGGCUGCUCUUUCAGCUUGACCGUGCGCGGCCGUGGAUGGAAGGAAAAGCUGGCUGAGACAGGGGACCGCCAUAGUGGCAAGAUGAACCACUCCAUCACCAUCCGGCUGGACGGACCAGACCCGGCGUAUGUGGCUACAUCCACGUGCAUGGUGCAAGUCGCAGUGGUGGUGCUCAAGGAGAAAAAGAAGAUGGUCGUCGAGGGCGGAGUGCUGAGCCCUGGGGUGGCCCUGGAUGGGACAUCCUACCUGGACAGGAUCCAGCAACGUGGCUUCCACAUAACUGUGGUAUCUCAGCGAGGCUAAAGGACACACGUGACCAGCAGCAGGGAUAUUCCGUUGGCAGUGGUGGUUGCCAAGAUAAUGAUGCUAUUUUUUAAGAUGACGUCAUUUCAGGAGGCGGUUUUAGCCUGGCAGCCAAUUCCUACAAUUUCACCUCCAGGAGCGUUGACUUCAGAGAAUAAAUUUUAUGACGACACGUCUAA